AACAAAAUAAGAUAAGAAGUUUACAAAUAAAAGGCAAAGUCAACAAAUAAAUGCUCUAGAGUCUAGAUCUCUCUACUUAUUCAUAUCUAUAAAAUCCAACUAGUAUUACCCCAUAACAUUUCUCAAAUCACCACCCAAUUAUCUAUACAAAAUCCAUGCAAAGGCAACGCUUCUGUAAAAUGUGGUUCAGCCGGAAGAAGAAUAGAAUGAUGAGCACCACGACGGACCCGACUAUGGCGAAAAAAUGGAGUCUAUUAAGCGGCGAAAAUCACUGGAACGGACUAUUAGAUCCUCUCGACAUUGAUCUUCGUCGUUACAUUAUUCAUUACGGAGAAAUGGCGCAAGCUACUUACGACGCUUUUAAUACCCAAAAAGCUUCAAAAUUCGCAGGAUCGAGCCUCUACGCAAAGGAAAAUUUCUUCUCGAACGUCGGUUUGAGUAAUGGAAAACCGUACAAGUACGAGGUGACGAAAUUUUUGUAUGCAACCUCACAAAUUCAGCUUCCGGAGGCGUUUAUUAUCACGUCUUUGUCGAGGGAGGCAUGGAGUAAGGAGUCGAACUGGAUGGGGUACGUUGCGGUGGCUACUGAUGAGGGGGCGGCGGCGUUGGGGCGGCGGGAUAUUGUGAUUGCUUGGAGAGGUACGGUGCAGACUUUGGAAUGGGUUAAUGAUUUUGAGUUUACUUUAGUUUCGGCUCCGAAGGUUUUUGGUGAGUCUAGUGAUUGUAAAGUGCAUCAAGGUUGGUAUUCGGUCUAUACUUCUGAUGAUUCGAGAUCACCCUACAACAAUAACAGUGCGAGAGAUCAGGUUCUUAAUGAAGUAAGGAGACUUGUGGAACAGUAUAAGAACGAAGAAAUAAGCAUAACAGUAUGCGGACAUAGUCUCGGAGCUGCCGUAGCAACAUUAAACGCAGUCGAUAUAGUAACAAACGGAUUCAACAAAUCCAAAUCCUUACCAAACAAACCCUGUCUUGUCACCGCCAUCGUUUUCGCCAGCCCUCGAGUUGGCGACGCAGCUUUCAAGAAGGCGUUUUCCGGGCACCAAGAUCUUCGAGCUUUACGUGUCCGUAAUCUCCCCGAUAUCGUCCCUAAUUAUCCAUUCAUAGGGUAUUCAGAUGCAGGAGAAGAGCUGAUAAUUGACACUACAAAAUCCAAGUACCUGAAAAGCCCUGGAAAUGCGUCGAGUUGGCAUAAUUUUGAGGGCUACCUGCAUGGAGUAGCGGGAACUCAAGGGUCUAAAGGAGGGUUUAAUUUAGAGGUUAACCGUGAUAUUGCUCUUGUUAAUAAGACUUUAGAUAGUUUGAAAAAUGAAUAUCUGAUUCCUGUUUCGUGGCGGGUUCAGAAGAAUAAGGGUAUGGUUCAACAGCUUGAUGGGUCUUGGAAGUUGAUGGAUCAUGAACAAGAUGUUCCUGAUCCGGCUUGAAAUGAUUUAUUUGGGGAUUUGAUGGGUUAGUUAUUAUAGUUGUUUAAGAUAUUGUUUGUUUUCUAGUAGUCUUUGUUAUGUGCUAAAUGGACGUUGUUUAUGGUGAUUAAUUAGGCCGAUGUCCGUGUCUUGCGCGGGUGAAAUUAUAUAAUUUAAUAUUUUUAUAAUUAUUUUUAAAUUUUAACUUUUUA
Molecule: messenger RNA, 1612 nt
Organism: Mercurialis annua (annual mercury)
Lineage: Eukaryota; Viridiplantae; Streptophyta; Magnoliopsida; Malpighiales; Euphorbiaceae
Product: phospholipase A1-IIgamma-like
Exons: 2
Coding region: 156-1421 (421 amino acids)
Biological process (GO): lipid metabolic process
Molecular function (GO): glycerophospholipid phospholipase A1 activity
Source: RefSeq, a predicted model, not a curated record